AUGUCUUCUUCUGCAGCGGCGGAACCCGAGAGCAAAGCGCUGCCCAUCGUCGUGAGGACGUACUUCUCCGAGGUCGUGGAAGACGACGGGAACUUCAUCCAGGCAGUUUGCAGCCUGUGCAGGCACAAGAGGAAGACCAUCCGAGGGCAGCACAAGGCGCCAUCCAAUUUCACCAAGCACGUGCAGGUACAGAAUGGCAGCAAAGGGCCACGACGCAUUCGCACGUGAGCCAGCCCGAUUUGCUGGCUGGUUUAAGAUUAGCGAUCCGGGAGCCCCCGUAGGCACGACCAGCAUGCAAACUCCCCGUGCAGUCGUGCAAAAGGGAUGGCGGCUCAGGUGCUCCGUGCGCUUCAGGGCCGCUUAUUAUGCUCAGGAGCGCUUUGCCGUUAUUAGCCACCCAGCCGCGCGCAGCAUCUUGUUUCGGACCUCGAUGUCGCCUGGUUCGAGUGCGCGCGUUCAAGCAACCUUGGUCGUCCUCAAUAGAUCAGAUUCAGGCCAUGACCCUCCUGCAGUUGCUGAUCUCUACCCUUAGGGCUGGAACAGGGAUGUGGCUCUCCAGGUGGUGUUGGACUACUUUUAUCAUCCCCAAGCCAACAUGACCAGUGAGUGGUCAAGCAUGGUGGGAGCUGUAAUCCAGCAAGAUCUGGAGAGCCACAACUUCCCUGCCCCCAAGCUAAACAAAGACUACUCUGCAUUGCAAGGAGUGGAGUCUGGACUCUUACAUCACCUGAUUCCACAAAUUGUGGUUGACCUCUCCAGUCCUCAAGGAUCCUAGUCUUGGACUGGAGAAGGGAUGACACAUCACGUUGGAGAACCACAUCAAAAUAUUUUCAGUGCAUAUUUUCAUACACAUCAAAUGCCAAACUACAGCAGAUAAAUUUAUUGCCUUUAGGAUGAUCUUACUUUAAAAUAAUAAUCAUGAAAUAGGAGAUGCUUAGAACAUAAGAAGAAUCUUGCAGGGAUAGGGAAGCUGUGGACCUCCAAGUGUUGUUGAACCACAGCUCCCGUCAUCCCUGACCACUGGCCAUGGUGACUGAGGGUGAUGAGAGUUUGACGUCCUCUGGAGGGUCACUGGUCCCGUCAUCACAUGGUUUAGUGGCUCCAGCCAAAGGUCCAUAGGAAACCAUCAUUCUCUUUGGGAAGGCCUGCCAGAUGCUUCAGGAAAGGUCAUAAAAUGAGUGGGAAAGUACCCACCCCCAGUUUUUUAUGCCCAGCAUUUGGUAUUCAGAGAUAUACUGCCUCUGAAUAUGUUGAUUCUAAUCGGUUGUCAUAGCUAAGAGACUUUGCAAAAAGCAUACCUUAAAAUCAGAUGUAUUAUAAAAAGAAUUUAUUUUUACUUAAAAUUAAUUUUUAGCAAGGUUAGUGGAUCCUUUUGCUUCUUUGCUUUUUUCGUUUAACAAUUUGGCAGCAUUCUUGCAAAUUUCUCUGUAAGGUUAUGGAGACUGGAUAUUUUAAAAGAAAAAUAAAGGGGCUUGAUUUGACUAAUGGGUGGAUAUCCACAUAAGGACUCUGCUAGUGCAAUGGGACUUUCCUCCCCUUCAACCCCCAUUGGCUUAGGUUGGGAUUGGGAGAAUCCCCAGAACAGCACAUGAGGUGCGGUGGGAGGAGAGGGGAGUUGAUUCCAUCAAGCAAGCAGAAAUGUUUGUGCUGAUCUCCUUAGUGCUAUGUUAAAUUCCUCCCAAUAUCUGUGAGAUCCUGACUCCACAGGCCACUGAGCAAUUCAUCAGGUCUGUCAGUACUUUUGCAUGUGACAAGCAUUUAUAUAUUUCUGUAUGAUUCCCAUAAUAAUUUCUAUAUCCUAUAGCACUGACUGAAAUAGUUCUCCUCUGUUGUAGAGAAUCCAUGGAGAAAAAUAUCUGAAGCUGAUGCACAAAAGGAAAAAUAUCCAUUGCAAACAAAUUGGUAGUGGCAUGUUAAAAGUUUCUGAGAAAAUUCCAAAAUACAGUGAGCCUCUUUGGGACCCUUACUCACAGUAUCAGCUCUGUGAUCAGUCUUUAUCCAAAGAAAACCUGGAUCAACUAAUUCUCAAUUUUCUCAUCACUGAUAUGCUUCCCUUGUCAAUUGUUGACGGAAGUGGCUUCCACACUUUGAUUAAAGGGAUUAUUCCCAGUGCUGCAGUCACUUCUACAGAAACCUUACGGAACAACCUUGCAAGACAGUAUGCCUUGGUUCUUGAAAAAAUUAAAAGGAAAUUGGACUCAGUUUCUUAUGUUUGUACAACUGCAGAUGUGUGGAUGCAUCAGGGGCAAAAUUAUGUGGGUGUCACAUGCCACUGGAUCAAUUCAGCUAACUUGACAAGAGAAUCUGCUGCCUUGAGCUUCCGACGCUUUCCUGGGCCAUGUUCAUACAGCAAGCUUGCUUCUGUGCUGACUGAGAUCCAUUCGCAGUAUGAUUUGGACUCCACAAAAAUAACACACAUUGUCACGGACAAUGGGAACCAUUUCCAGAAAACCUUUCAGCUGUUCUCUGGACCCAAAGAGCAGCUGGAGGAUAGCUUGGACCAGCAAGAGGGGAGUGAUGGGGAGAAGCAAGUGAAUCCCCCGGGUGCUGAUGCCUGUGUCAACGUGCGCAUUUAUGAAGCCUUGUCAAGUGACACCGUUGAUUCUUCUGACCUCUUCUACUUGCCACCCCACGUGGCCUGCUUUUCCUGCACACUCAGCUUUGUGGCUGCGACAGCUGCUUCCAGAGCACUGGCCACCAACCCUCCAUACAGGCACCUUCUCAAAAGCGUGGCAAGCAAAUGUUGUGCUUUAAGGAAUGUUUCCCAAGAUAGCCUGAAAAAUGCAGAGCUUGUUAAUUACGCCCUCGGAAAGUCUCUUCCCAAACCGACCUCCAUAUGGAAUUCUGAGUUUGACAGUUUUUGCCACAUAUACGACAUGCGUGGCACGGUGAAUCUCAUAAUGGCCUGCCUCCAGCUUCCAAAAUUUACCAACCUGGAGCUGGAGUUCUUAGGGGAGUGGUUGGAGGUGAUGUCUCCGAUUGCUACAGCACUUGACAAACUUCAGACAGAAGAGGCCAUUGAGUCUUUCUGCGGUGCUGUCCUGCCCAUGGUGCUUGUGUUAAACAGCCGACUUGAGUCAGUGUCUCCAAAAUACACUUCUUGCCUGGCAGAUGCACUGAAAGGGGAGCUUCAGAAGCAGUUUGGGCACAUGCUGACCUUUGACACAGCCGUAAGUAGUAAAAAGACAAAGCCACUAGUCAUUGCUUCUGUAUCACAUCCAUUCUUUAAAUUGCGUUGGCUGCAAAGUCAAGAUGAUAAGAAGAUCGCUCAGGAGCUUUUCUUACAGGAGCUGCUCCGCUGUGACACUCUGUCGUCGAAGGCUGACAGUCAAGCCGCAACAGUGAAAGCUGCCGCCGAUUUUUAUGGCUUUGAUGAUCAGGGGGUGGCGGCAGCUGAGUCUGCAUUAAGGAAUAUUGGGAUACAGUUCCUCAACGAUCCAUCGCAUGAGCUGAGGCAACUGAAAAGAUACCCAGCCAUCGCCAAGCUUUUUAUCAAGUUCAACACCACUCUGACAAAUUCUGCUCCUGUAGAAAAACUGUUCUGCCACAAUGGACAAAUCCUGGGGCCCAAAAUGGCCUCCCUUCAGGAUGAUGUGUUAGAGAUGAUGAUGUUGUUGCGGAAAAAUUCCCAGUUUCUUGUAUGA
Molecule: messenger RNA, 3644 nt
Organism: Podarcis lilfordi (Lilford's wall lizard)
Lineage: Eukaryota; Metazoa; Chordata; Lepidosauria; Squamata; Lacertidae
Source: the annotation of a GenBank genome assembly